Messenger RNA from Cuscuta epithymum, 1021 nucleotides. The record is from the annotation of a GenBank genome assembly. Lineage: Eukaryota; Viridiplantae; Streptophyta; Magnoliopsida; Solanales; Convolvulaceae.
AAUAAAGUUUGUCAAGUUUUAUGGGAUGACAAUAAAAGAAAGUUUUAUUGAAGAUCUCGGUGACACUAUUGAAGAUCUAACCACACUCAAGACGCCACGGAAAAACUUCUUCUCCGAUCAGAAAACCAAUGCAGCGUCAUUCUCAACCUGCAAAGAAGUCGAAAGAGUGGUUAGGAGUAAGUUUCAAGCCAGCGAACUUUAUACCUGGGGUGGUAAUCGGUUUCAUUCUCGGACUAUUGUUGGAUUUGUCGAAGCCCUCUGGACCUAGCGGCAAUAACAAUCGAAGCAAUAAUUCCCUUACCAGGAGGAGUCGAUUGUUGUCCAGAAAUCAAAAGGAGAAGACAGUAACUCAAGGAUCAGCUAACUCUGAUAAUGAAUUCAAACUGGUCUUGGUGGUAAGGCGAGACUUGAAGAUGGGACAAGGCAAAAUUGCAUCCCAAUGUGCACAUGCUGCAACUGGCAUGUACUCAGAGCUAAUGUCCAGUGAUAGGUCUCUGUUGAGGCAAUGGGAAAAUUGUGGGCAGCCCAAGAUAGUUGUUAGCUGCAGGAAUCAGCAAGAAAUGAACAAGUUGAAGGAAGCAGCUGACAGCAUAGGCCUCCCCACUUUUGUUGUUGCGGAUGCCGGGCGUACACAGGUUGCUUCUGGUUCAAAAACAGUUCUGGCUGUUGGGCCUGGAAGUAAAGCAGCAGUGGAUUCCAUAACUGGGAAAUUAGACUUGCUUUGAAUCCCUGGAAACUGAAUAAGUGAAUAGGCCUUGAUGGUGGGAUAUUACGAUGGCCAUUUCUUCGCUACAUUAUCAUGAGAGCUGACAAGAAGAGUCUGCUCUACUGCUAAUCCAGUCUGCUGUAUUAAAAGAGCAAUUUUCCAAACAAAUUGGACAUUUUGUUAUUGUAAACAUUACGCUGUAAAAGUUUUCGUAUUGUGUCAUUGGUUGAUUACGAGCCCGUUUGGUAACACUUAAAUCAACUGAAUCAGCUGGUUCUGCUGAAUUUUAUGAAGUUGUGGUUAAAGUAGUUGUAU